AUGAACUUGUACCGAAAAAUCUUCAAACCCCACUACCAACAACACUUGAUCACAAUUAAUCGAUCACCACCACCGUGUGAUGUCUUCAUCAACCACCGAGGGAUUGAUACGAAGAGGACGAUCGCGGGGUUACUCUACGAUCACUUGCGCCGGCUUGGGCUGCACCCAUUUUUGGACAGCAAGAACAUGGAGCCCGGAGACAAGUUGUUCGACGAAAUCGAUUCGGCUAUCAGAAGAUCUAAGAUUGCUGUUGCUGUGUUUUCGCCGAGAUAUUGUGACUCCUACUUUUGUCUACAUGAGUUGGCCUUGAUUAUGGAGAGUAAGAAGAGAGUUAUACCCGUAUUUUGUGAUGUGAAGCCGUCGCAAUUGAGAGUUGUCGACAAUGGAAGCUGUGAUGCUAAAGAGAUUCAGAGAUUCAAAUGGGCUCUUGAGGAGGCUAAGUACACGGUCGGCCUCACAUUUGAUUCCCAUAGAGGGGAUUGGUCGGAGUUCUUGUCGGAGGCGACCGAUGCGGUGAUAAAGAACUUGUUGGAGGUGGAAGGAGGAGGAGGAGAAAGAAGGAUUCGCAAAAAUAUUGUGCAAAGAUUCCUAAAACGAAGAACCAAAAUCAUGGUUUGA
This is a messenger RNA of Tripterygium wilfordii, 618 nucleotides long. Its product is annotated as TIR-only protein-like. Gene Ontology annotation, biological process: signal transduction. The transcript has 2 exons. The record is from RefSeq and is a predicted model, not a curated record. Lineage: Eukaryota; Viridiplantae; Streptophyta; Magnoliopsida; Celastrales; Celastraceae. The coding region runs from base 1 to 618 and encodes 205 amino acids.